UUCAGCGACCUUUACCUUAAACUUCGGAAGCCUUUUCGGUGUCUGGUAAAAAUAGAAUUUUUUAUUGUUUUGCUGCGUGGGUCAUGGAAGUCGGUAAGUUGAAUAAAUGUCGGUAAGACCAGUUAUUGUUGGUAAAUCGAAUAUGAGUUGUAGUUUCCUAAAAACGCCGGAAAAGGCAGCACAGUCGCAUCGGGAGCGUCUGUCCCGUCAACGGUUGCUUAGCAACAGUUUUGACAACAAGGUAUAAACGUCAAACUAACCUAUGUUUUCGUUCCCGUAAAUUAGUCUAAAAAUCGUGAGUUUCUGCCCCGUUAUGACAUAACAGUCAAAGUUCCGUAUUCGAAUAUUUCCUGUCAAUUACGUAAAUGUCGUUUAUCGUUGCACCGGCAACAGACUUCGUUUUUAAAAAGCACCCUUGUCAAUGUUGCUUAAAUGUUUAACUUACGCUCAUUAAUAUUCCCUCGAGUCAAUUUAACUGUCGUUCGUGUGAGGUUUUUAUAUGGUGUUCAUCAUAACGAAGGGCGGAAUAUUUUCUAUAUAAAGUUUCAGGAUAACGCGAGAGCAGUAUUAGCCUAUAAGCGGGAUGGCAGGAUUCUGGAUAUGUAUACUAUUAACGUUCCAUCCCAACAUACCGGAGAAGGUGUAGCAAGGAGGUUAGCAGAGGCAGCAUUCACAUAUGCCAUCGUCAAUAACUACUACAUGUAUUUGACCUGCGAGUACUUGCAGAAGUAUUACCUGGCAACGAAGACGGUCGAGCUUGAAGAACUUAUUAUCGGACCAUCACAUAUUUUAGAAGGCCCUACAUCGGAGUCUUUAAAUCAAGAAACAGUCGAUGAACUGCCCGAUCCUCAAGAUUUUAUGGUAACUCCCUCAAACAAGAAGUAAAAAGACGAGAGACUCAACAUUGUUCCAAUUUAAAAAUGUCUAAUAUUCUAAAGGCAUUAAUUUAGUUCAAGUAAUAUAUUAGAAAA
Messenger RNA from Orussus abietinus, 971 nucleotides. RefSeq names its product protein NATD1. Bases 433 to 885 code for a protein of 150 amino acids. The record is from RefSeq and is a predicted model, not a curated record. Lineage: Eukaryota; Metazoa; Arthropoda; Insecta; Hymenoptera; Orussidae. The transcript is spliced from 3 exons.